UAAACCUCUGGCAUUGAGCUCUCUCCACUGAGGCAAUGAGGCAAGCAGUAACCGCCACUCUGUCAGUGUGGGGCGAGAGGCGUUUCGGCUACUCCACCCUCAAGGACUCCAGCGAAUCUCUGCUGGACGAGCGCAAGCUGAGGCCUGGCCUUAAAGAAGACUCUGUUAUUGAAGAGAAGGAGAGAGCAGAGAAUGAGCAGGAGCAGCUGGAGGCCGUGCUGGGACUUCCAUCGUCCCCUGUGGAGGACACCCACCAAACAGGCACCACAGAGCCCUCAGACGCCACGCUGGAGUCAUGCCAGGCCCAGAAAAAGAGCGAUGAGAUGGAGGCGUCUCUACUGUCUGGCCCCAAGAACAUUGAUUCUGGGAGGAAGGGGUCUCUUGGUGCUUUGCCAGUGCAGCGCUGCAGUUCCCUGGGCACUACGGCCCCCCCAAUGGGUCCCUGAUUCCCAGGCACCAGCAUGCAUGAAAUGUGGAUCCAAAUUCUCCUUCACCAAAAGACGUCAUCACUGCAGAGCAUGUGGGAAGGUUUUUUGUGUGGUGUGCUGUGAUCUGAGAUACAAACUCACUCACCUGGGUGGGAAAGAGGGUCGCGUUUGUGUCACCUGUCAUUCAACUUUGAUUAAUCGCACACUUCGAAAGGACCAAAAGAAGGUUUGGUUUGCAGAUAAUGUCCUUCCUCAAUCUGAAAGUAGAAGUGCCAACAGUUCUCCUAUACACAGGAGUGUGUCCCACACACAGAGCGCUGAACUCGCUCAGGCGGAUGUGUCUGACCUUAGAGCAGCAGAAGUCAGUGGUCUCAGUAGCAACACGAAGCCCACUCCACCAAAGGAACUUCCCCCCAUUCUGACAUCAACUGGGGUCAAAGGAGACUAUACACUGGAGGAGAAGAGAACAGAGUCGUCGCUCUUAGAGGAGUUGGAGAGAGGUCUUGCAGAGCCUUUGGUGUUUGUGCUUAAUGCAAACCUUCUGGCCGUGGUGAAGAUCGUCAGCUAUGUGAACCGACGGUGCUGGUGCGUAAUGUCGAAGGGCAUGCAUGCUGUUGGACAGCCUGAGGUGGUCAUUCUACUGCAGUGUUUGCCAGAGGAGAAGAGAUUCCCGACGGAUAUUUUCAAUCAUUUCAUUCAGAUCUACUGGGAUGCCCAAACAGCAGGGAAGCUUCUGAAUCACCUCAGUCACUCUUUGGUGUCCCGAGGGUUUCUGGGUAAUAAUGAGCAUGCUGGAUUUGUUUACGUGCGUCCGACGUUCCAGUCUCUGGAGGGCCUGCCGUUACCUGCACCACCAUUCCUGUUCGGGCUGCUCAUGCUUCGUGCUGAGGUUCCAUGGGCCAAAGCAUUUCCCCUGAGACUCAUGUUGCGUCUAGGAGCCGAGUAUAGAUUCUACCCCUGUCCCUUGUUCAGUGUGCGCUUCAGAGAGCCUCUAUUUGGACCUGUUAACAACAGCAUAAUGAGACUCUUAGUGGAUUUCCGUUUUUACCGUUACACAUUGCCGACAGUUCCUGGGCUUGUGGUUGAUUUAGAGGCCAGAAGCACCUGUAUAAGAAUACCUAAAACACGUCAUCCAGAGCUGCUGAAGGCUCUGAAUAAGUCUAAUGAGAGAGUGCUGGCUCUAGGCGCCUGCUUUAAUGAGCAGGCCGACUCUCAUCUCAUUUGCGUGCAGACGGCAGAUGGACAGUACCAGACCCAGGCCAUCAGCAUUCACAGCCAGCCACGCAGAGUCACCGGCUCAUGUUUUUUCGUGUUCAGUGGAGCACUCAAACCUUCUUCAGGGUACUUGGCCAAGUCCAGCAUUGUGGAAGAUGGUUUGAUGGUGCAGAUCACCAUGGAGACCAUGGCUGAGUUACGUCGAUGCCUGCGGGACAUGAAAGACUUCACAGUGACCUGUGGAAAACUCCACCCAGCAGAGAGACAGGAAUAUGUGCACAUUCAGUGGCAGGAUGAAGAGCCGCGCUUUAAUAAAGGCAUCGUCAGCCCCAUUGAUGGAAAGUCUAUGGAGUCUCUCACAAACAUCAAGACCCAUCAGCGCUUAGAAUUCAGAGCCAAUGGGAAGCUCAUACGCUGGACAGAGGUGUACUACUUGCUGAAAGAGCAGCAUCCAAAUGGUCUUAAUAAUCACACCAGCCAUAACCGUCUAACAGAACGUCUUGCCCGGGCAUUCUGCCUGGCACUGUGCCAGUCUCUCUGUUUGCUGAAGGAGGACGGCAUGACCAAACUGGCACUGAGAGUGAUCCUGGAUGGACAGAAGAUGGAGUUUUUGGCAGGCAGUAACGGCCAGCGCCUUCCAGCCCCGUACCAGGACUGUCUGAACCAAUCGUUAAUGUCUGUGGUGCAGAGUAACUCUCAGUACCAGGGUCUCGCCGCCUGCCAGCUGGAGCUCAUCUUCUAUAUUCUGGAGGACACGUCAUAGAGACGGACGGACCACCUACUGUCACAUGUGCCAAUACUUGCAGAAACCUCAUGAGCAUAACCUUGGAGUUCAGUAUCAUUUGAGCGUGGAAUGUGGUAGAUCUUCCCAUGGGGCAGCUUAUUUUUAGUAGUUUAGUCAAUACCCUACUGCUCACUGUGAAUCGAUCUGGGGUUAGAACAUUGAAAGGUUUUAAGAACUACUAACAGUCAUAACUAGAGGUCGACUGAUCGUUUGUUUUUGCUGAUUGAUUAACAUCUCAUGGAACUAUCAUUUAAAGCAGUGGUUCUCAACCACGUUCCUGUAGGACCACCAACACUGCAUGUUUUGGAUGUCUCCUUCGUCUGUCACACCCAUUACAGAUCUUUGCUAAUGAGCUGAUGAUGUGAAUCAGGGGUGUUUGGUUAAGUAGACAUGGAAAAUGUGCAGAGCUGUUGGUCCUCCAGGAAUAUGGUUGAGAAACACUAAUUUAAACACUCCACUUUUUGUAAACAGGCUAACUUUACUACUCCCCUAGAGUUAAACUGUUGAGUUUUACCAUUUUUGAAUCCAUUCAACCAAUCUCUGGGUCUGGCAGAAGCACUUUUAGCGUAGCUCAGCGUAGAUAACUGAAUCCGAUUACACCGUAAGAUCAAAUAGUUUUGAUAAUUUUCCUGUUUAAAGCUUCACUCUUCUGUAGAACAUUGUGUACUAAGUUGCUAUUUUGUAGGCUGGUAUGCUAGAAAAUAUACUCUCAAUAUGGUGUAAUAAUCAAGGAAUUUUGCUGCUGUACCUUGGUUGCAGCCGGCGCACUGAUAUUACACAACACCUGAAACAUUAGCAAACUUCCAUCAAUUGAACCAAUGUGCCCACUAUGGAGACAUUUGUGGGAGAUGAUUCAGAACUAUUUUUUGACACUGCGUAACAUCUUUGUGCCUGCUUCAGCCAUGGUGGUACAUCAGCAAAGUUGAUUAUUACACUGGAAUGAGACUACAGAAGAGACCAGCUUUGAACUCUUUGGUCAUUUGAGCAAGAUGAUAAUGAGCAAAUUGUAAGUGAACUUUCAUUUUUGGGUGAACAAUCCCAUUAAGCAAUUAGUGAAGUUUAUCUAUAAACUAAUUUCGCGAGGAUCACAUGCUUAUGAUUGAUCACAGCUGGUCCCGCAUUAGCCAAUUUAUGACUCGCCAAUAAGAAAAUUCCUAAGUCCCCAUAAAUAACCUAAGUUCCAAACCACAGUCAUCUUCAUUUUGAAGAAUUCUCCCCUCCUCCUCCUUUCCUAGAUGGGUGGCACGGCAGCCCAGUGGUUAGCACUGUUGCCCCACAGCAAGAACGUCACUGGUUCUAGUCCUUACCAAGCCAGCCGCCGUUUCUGUGCAGAAUUUACAUGUUCUCCCUGUGCUUGCGUGGGUUUCCCUCGGUUUCCUCCCACCAUCCAAAAACAUGCAACUUAAGCUAAUUAACUGAUCCAAAUCAACACCAUAGACAUGUUCCUAGUAAGUAGUUAGCCCUUCAUAACAAUCCCUAAUUGCUCAUUAGCUAUAAACAGCAGGGGAGUUAUUGAGAUCUACCUGAGCUCAAACUCAAACCUCUGGCCCUGGAAACAGGAGGGAGCCCUGGGCUCGAUGAUCUUAUGAGCUGUGUUCUCUCCUGGGACAGCAUGCCAAACUCACUUUAUAAUCAAUCAUCAGCUAAGUGUGAAUUCUUGAAACUUCAAUUACAGUAGUUUAAAAUUGAUUAGUAAUUCUACUAAAAAGUGAGUAAACCCCUUGCCUUAAAAGUGACAAGUUGACUUAACUUAAACUGAGUAUCCUAAACCUGUUGUUACUUGAAACUGUUAAGUUGACAAAAUUUCAUAUUUAUGCACAAUCAUUCACUGAAACUUAAUGGGUUUACUCACUUUUAAGUACACUACCUGACAAAAAUCUUGUUGCUUAUCCAAGUUUUAGGAACAACCAAUAAUAACUUGACUUCUAUCUGACCAUUUGGUAUCAGAAGUGGCUCAUAUGAAAGGCAAAGGUUUCUAGAUUACGCUUAUUUUACCAAAAUAAAAUAUGAUCAUGCCUUGAUUUUUAAUUAGAACAGUAAGGUCUGACUUUGCUUGGACAAAAGUCUUUUCACUCAACUGAAAUAAUGUCCAGUAUAGAAUAUAAAGUCAUGGUACAGUGGAAAAAGAAUUUAUAUUGUGUAUGACUCCCAUGAGCUUGGAGGACUGCAUCCAUACAUCUCUGCAAUGACUCUAAUAACUUAUUAAUAAAGUCAUCUGCAAUGGCAAAGUAAGCGUUCUUGCAGGACUCCCAGAGUUCACCAAGAUUCUUUGAAUUCAUCUUCAUUUAACCCCAGACAUGCAUAAUGUUAAUGUUUGGUGACUGGGCUGGCCAAUCCUGGAGCACCUUGACCUUCUUUGCUUUCAGGAAUUUUGAUGUGGAGGCUGGAGUAUGAGGAGGAGCGCUAUCCUGCUGUAGAAUUUGCCCUCUCCUGUGGCUUGUAAUGUAACCGGCAGCACAAAUGUCUUGAUACCUCAGGCUGUUGAUGUUGCCAUCCACUCUGCAGAUUUCUCGCAUGAAAUGUAACCCCAAACCAUGAUUUUUUCCCUCACCAAACUUGACUGAUUUCUAUGUGAAUCUUGGGUCCAUGCAAGUUCCAAUAAGUCUUUUGCAGUAUUUGUGAUGCAAUUCAACAGAUGAUUCAUUGGAAAAAUCUACCUUCUGCCACUUUUCCAAAUGAUCAACUAAAAGUCAAAUUAUUAUUUGUUGCUCUUACAACUGGGAUUUAUGACAAGACUUUUGUCAGGUAGUGUAGUAAACUAAUCGCUUUUUUAAAAAAGAGAGUUAACCUGUUACUUUUAAAAUCAAUGCAUUUUAAAGUGAAGUUAUCCACAUACAUCAGCAAAACUGUUAUCGGUCGACCUCUAAUCAUCACCAACAGAUCAUCUGUGACAAAUAAAAAGUAGCUGUCUGUAGUUUACAGUCUGGACUUCUUCUAGAGACCUCGACUUGGUCAGAAAAGAUUUAGAAAAUUAAAGGGUUAGUUCACUCUAAAAUUAAAAUGAUGUUAUUAAUUACACAACCUCACGUCGUUCCAAACCCCAAGACCUUUGUUUGUCUUCAAAACACAAAUUAAGAUGUCCCGAUUCAUUUAAGGUCCAGAAAAACACCAUAAAUCAUCUUUAAAACAAAUCUAAAUGUUAUCAAGCUUCAAGAAUACAUCGGUGCACACUUAAAGACUCCAACACCCAGCAAACAAUUUUGUGUUUAAUAGACGUCUAAUAGACAUCUAAAUGUAGACAGCUUGGCUAAAACAAGGCUAAACUUGGGCUGUCAGUGAAAAUCUAAUCGACAUCUAAGA
Messenger RNA from Danio aesculapii, 5727 nucleotides. It is a transcript of the gene zfyve9b, whose product is annotated as zinc finger, FYVE domain containing 9b. Gene Ontology annotation, molecular function: metal ion binding. Bases 193 to 2406 code for a protein of 737 amino acids. Gene Ontology annotation, cellular component: endosome; early endosome membrane. Lineage: Eukaryota; Metazoa; Chordata; Actinopteri; Cypriniformes; Danionidae. Gene Ontology annotation, biological process: endosomal transport; liver development. The record is from RefSeq and is a predicted model, not a curated record. The transcript is spliced from 15 exons.